GUCGCUUCGUUGCGUAGCCCCGAGGGCACUCGACACCGCGAUUCCCAUUCCCUCUUCCCAUUUUUGAAAGCAGAAAACCAGAGUCACGGGACCCUUGCCGCCGUCGGCGAACUCGCGAUGCUGCAGAUGCUCGGCCUCCGCGGGGGCGCCGGCGGGGGGAGCCCCAGCGCCGGCGACGCGACCCCCGUCUGGAACGGGGACGGCGGCGCGGCGGCGGGCCCCGCCCGGCCGCUGCGGCUGGUGUACUGCGACGAGAAGGGCAAGUUCGUGAUGGACCCCGAGGCGGUGGCGGCGCUGCAGCUCGUCAAGGGCCCCGUCGGCGUGGUCUCCGUCUGCGGCCGCGCGCGGCAGGGCAAGAGCUUCGUGCUCAACCAGCUUCUUGGGCGAAGCAGUGGUUUUCAAGUGGCUUCAACACAUCGACCCUGCACUAAGGGACUUUGGAUGUGGAGUGCGCCUUUGAAGAGAACUGGUCUGGAUGGAACUGAAUACAGUCUUGUGUUGUUGGAUACCGAAGGAAUUGAUGCUUAUGAUCAAACGGGGACCUAUAGCAUCCAAAUAUUUUCCUUGGCUGUUCUACUGUCAAGCAUGUUCAUCUACAAUCAGAUGGGAGGUAUAGAUGAAGCUGCAUUGGAUCGUCUCUCACUGGUCACGGAGAUGACAAAGCAUAUACGUGUCAGGGCCUCAGGUGGAAGGUCCACCGCAUCUGAACUUGGGCAGUUUUCACCUGUCUUUGUUUGGUUGUUGAGAGACUUCUACCUGGAUUUGACAGAAGACAACAGAAAAAUCACUCCACGUGAUUACCUAGAACUGGUACUGAGGCCUGUUCAAGGUGGAGGAAGGGAUGUAUCUGCAAAGAAUGCGAUACGGGAGUCCAUCCGCGCACUUUUUCCUGAUAGGGAAUGCUUUACACUUGUGCGACCUGUGAAUAAUGAGAAAGAUCUCCAACGUCUCGAUCAACUUCCUCUGAGUAAUUUCCGGCCAGAGUUCAGGUCUGGUCUGGAUGCUUUCACAAAAUUUGUGCUUGACCGAACAAGACCAAAACAACUUGGAGCUAGUACAAUGACAGGCCCUAUCCUUGCUGGAUUGACACAAUCAUUUCUUGAUGCCAUUAAUAGUGGUGCUGUCCCUACAAUAUCUUCAUCAUGGCAGAGUGUGGAGGAAGCAGAAUGUCGGAGGGCAUAUGAUUCUGCUGUGGACGCUUACAAUUCUUGUUUUGCCCCGAAAAAACAAAUAGAAGAGGAUUCUUUGAGAGAAGCACAUGAAGAUGCGAUGAGGAAGGCUAUCAGUGCUUUUAAUGCAUCUGCUGUGGGUGUUGGGUCAGCCCGUUCAAAAUUUGAAAAGCUUCUUCACAGUUCUCUUCGAAAGGCCUUUGAGGAUUACAAAAGGAAUGCUUUUCUGGAGGCUGAUUUGCAAUGUUCAAACCGAGUACAGAGCAUGGAAUCAAAGGUGCGGGCAGCAUGUAACCGCCCUGAUGCAAAGCUAGAUGAUGUAGUCAGGCUCCUUGAUGGGCUGCUCACGGAGUAUGAGUCAACGGCCUAUGGUCCCGGGAAAUGGAAAAAGCUGGCCACUUUCCUACAGCAGUGUUUAUCUUGGCUCGUGCUAGAUCUUUUCAGAAGACAGUUGGAGCAUAUAGAUGCUGAAAGGAAUGCACUAAGAUUGAAAUGCAAUUCAAGUGAUGAUAAGUUGGCAUUGCUUAGGAAGCAGCUUGAAGCAAGUGAGGGCCACAGAGCUGAAUACUUGAGGCGCUACGAGGAAGUUAUCAAUGAUAAGCAGAAAAUCUCAAAGGAUUACUCUGUUCGUAUUACUGAACUUCAGACCAAGAGUAGCAAGUUGGAAGAGCGGUGUAUGAGCUUGUCAUCUUCUCUUGAAACUGCAAAACGGGAAUCCAAUGACUGGAGAAGCAAAUAUGACCACAGUAUUUUGCAGCAAAAGGCAGAUGAGAGUAAGUUAAAAUCUCAAAUUGCUUCUCUCGAGUCGAGGGUAAAUAUCAGUGAGGGCAGAUUAUCUGCAACACGAGAACAGGCCGAGUCUGCUCAAGAGGAAGCAUCAGAGUGGAAACGCAAAUAUGAAGUUGCUGUUAGUGAGGCCAAAACAGCUCUGCAGAGAGCGGCUGUAGCACAGGAACGCACAAAUAAGAAAGUGCAGGAGAGGGAAGAUGCUUUGAGGGCAGAACUUGCUAACCAAUUAUCUGAGAAGGAAGAGGAAAUUUCAAGAUUAAGUGCUAAAGUUAGCCAAACUGAAAUUCAUGCUACAAGUUUGAUCUCAAGGCUUGAGGCCACUGAAGCAAAGUUGAAAAACCAUGAGUCAGAUUCACUGGCUUUGAAGGAAGAGAUCAGAUCGUUGACUGAUAACCUGGAAUCUAUUAGAAGUGAAGUUCUGUCACGUGAGAAGGAAGUUAGGAUCCUGGAACAAGAAAAGAACCAUCUUCAGGAGAAGUAUCUGGCAGAGUGCAAAAAGUUUGAUGAGACAGACAUUAGAUGCAAGGAAGCUGAAAGGGAGGCCAGACGAGCAACAGAAUUGGCUGAUGUAGCUCGUGCAGAAGCUGCUGCUGCUCAAAAGGAUAAGGGUGAAGCUCAACGUCUUGCAAUGGAGCGACUUGCACUGAUAGAAAGAAUGGAGCGGCAGGUUGAGGCUCUAGAAAGAGACAAGGCCAAGAUGGUGGAAGAGAUUGAGAGACUUCAUCAGUCAGAGAGGGAUGCCAUGUCCAAGGUCACGUUGCUUGAAAAUAGUGUUGAUGAGCGGGAAAAAGAGAUUGAUGAGAUGUUGAAACGGAAUAACCAGCAAAGAUCCAGCACGGUCCAGGUUCUUGAGAGCCUGCUGGCAACGGAGCGUGAAGCAUGCGCUGAAGCCAACAAGAGGGCUGAGGCCUUGUCAUUGCAGUUGCAAGCAACUCAAGGCAAACUGGACAUGCUUCAACAAGAGCUGGCAUCAGUUCAGCGCAAUGAAACUGCACUCGAUAGCAAGCUCAAGACCUCAGCAAGGCGCUUAAGGGGUGAAGCUACCGAGUCUGUCCAUGAUAUGGAUAUCGAUGAUGACAAUAAUGUGAGGCGUCGGAAACGAUCGAAAAGCACAACAAGCCCGUUCAAGAACAAUCAUACAGAGGACGGUGGAUCUGUGUUUAUUGGGGAAGAUACUUACACCGGGAGCCAGCAAGGGACUGAGACUGAAGACUAUACUAAAUUCACUGUGCAGAAACUGAAGCAGGAGCUCACCAAGCACGGGUUUGGUGCUCAACUGCUCCAGUUGAAGAAUCCUAACAAGAAGGACAUCAUCGCCUUAUAUGAAAAGCAUGUCGUCGGCAAGUAGUAAUGCCUCAGCAAUACUUGUGUGCUUACCCUUUGUAUUCGUGCUUAGACUAUCCUGUAGCAUUGAAUGUUAUUGACACGAUCAAGAUGGAAGUUAAACAAAGCAUGUAACUUAGUUUUGAACUC
Panicum hallii is the source of this 3431-nucleotide messenger RNA. Its product is annotated as guanylate-binding protein 1-like. The record is from RefSeq and is a predicted model, not a curated record. The coding region runs from base 118 to 3306 and encodes 1062 amino acids. Lineage: Eukaryota; Viridiplantae; Streptophyta; Magnoliopsida; Poales; Poaceae. Gene Ontology annotation, molecular function: GTP binding; GTPase activity. The transcript has 14 exons.